Messenger RNA from Microtus ochrogaster (prairie vole), 926 nucleotides. RefSeq names its product relaxin family peptide/INSL5 receptor 4 (gene Rxfp4). Gene Ontology annotation, cellular component: membrane; external side of plasma membrane. Gene Ontology annotation, biological process: immune response; positive regulation of cytosolic calcium ion concentration; calcium-mediated signaling. Gene Ontology annotation, molecular function: C-C chemokine binding; C-C chemokine receptor activity. Lineage: Eukaryota; Metazoa; Chordata; Mammalia; Rodentia; Cricetidae. The record is from RefSeq and is a predicted model, not a curated record.
AUGGACCUGCUGGUACCAGUUCUCCAACUAAGUUAUCAGUGUCUGUCUGUGCUGGUGGUUCUUCCUUCUCUCUCUCUGCACCUGUCUGUCUUCUGAGCAUGUGUGGUCAUCCUGGCAGUGUAGGUGGUGGCAGCCCUGGUGACUGUACCCACAGCAACCUUUGGGGCUGAGGGUGGGUUGUGAGGUGUGCGCCUCUGCCUUCUGCGUUUCCCCAGCAGAUACUGGUUGGGGGCAUACCAGCUACAGGGGGUGGUUCUGGCCUUCAUCGUGUCCUUGGGCACCAUCACCAUGCUGUUGCUGGCUUUUCCACAGAGUCCGCAGUGGUGCAGGCCUCCGCGGUGAUGCAGGCCUCCGCAGUGGCAGGACAGCCGAGUGGUAGCCCGCUCUGUUCCUGUCCUGAUGGCUUCCUUCAUCCUCUGCUGGUUUUCCAACCAUGCAGUCACUCUCUGGGGCAUUCUGGUAAUGUUUUACCUGGUGCCCUGGGACAGCACUUUCUACAUCAUCCAUACUUGCGUUUUUCCUGUCAUCACCCGCUUGGCACACAGCAACAGCUGCCUCAACCCUGUGCUAUGUCUCCUCUGGUGCCAGCCUCAGCAAGUUCUGGUCAGUGCCUUCAGGGACUCUUGGUCAAGAGUGUGGCCCCCAAAGCAAGGCCUGUGUGGAAGUGGGAGAUGGGUAGCUGGCACCCAGAGAGUGGACUCUCGACAAGCACAAACACAAAGGACACCUGGAUGCCACUUAGACGUUCCCGUUCCCUUUUCUGAGAUCUACAGGGGGCAGAACCCACAGAUUCUGGGGAGAAGCUGCGCUCUCUGCCAGUCUGUAGGGUUCCCGGGGAAAGUCUGACCUUUGAUCACCAACUGUGGGUGUGGCAGGACCUAGAAGCUGGAGCCCAGGCCGAAAGUGGGUGUGGCAACACUUGUCCC